Molecule: messenger RNA, 1274 nt
Organism: Drosophila mojavensis
Lineage: Eukaryota; Metazoa; Arthropoda; Insecta; Diptera; Drosophilidae
Gene: spag4
Product: SUN domain-containing protein 2
Exons: 5
Coding region: 91-1017 (308 amino acids)
Biological process (GO): nuclear envelope organization
Cellular component (GO): nuclear envelope; meiotic nuclear membrane microtubule tethering complex
Molecular function (GO): protein-membrane adaptor activity
Source: RefSeq, a predicted model, not a curated record
AACUGCUAGUUGGAGUAUGUUUUUAUUUGUGCGUUAUAUUUGAAAAUCUAUAUUUAAAACAACUAAGAUUCUAACUAUUGAUUUAUAAUUAUGGAAACAGUAUACAGCCGAGCAUGCAACAAACGCAUCUGUUGUACAUACAUCUUCACGUUUUCACUUCUCGUCCUCUUUUUCUAUCACUUGAUGUGGAAUAACAGAAAAAGUAUUAUAGGACUCUCGCGCCUGCAACAGGACGUCAACUGCAUAUCCCAAGCGCUCAAAGUGGAUUGCUCGACAAUGAGAUUUGACAGCUUGCCAUCAGAAUCGGGUACUUGUAACCCAACUAUGGAUCUAAAGGGAUCCAUAUCAUGCGAAUCGACCGAAUUGAAUAAUUGUGUGGAAACAGUGGUAAAACGCAAGAUUGGCAGCCUAAUGGACGAUGUAUACAGUAUCAAAAAAAGAAUUGAACAAUCCGCAUGUAAAGAAUCACUGGAAAGUGCAGCCGAGGCAAAUAAACAAGAAAUAUAUCCACCUCGUAUCAAUUAUGCUUCUGAGGAGCUGGGAGCUCGCAUAAUUUCCGCCCUAGCAAACCCAAUUGCUGAUACCAACUUGCUUAAGACGUUGCUUGGCUUGGAAUUCAGUACAAAUCCGCCUAUUAAUAUGCUGAGGCCAAGCUUAAUGCCAGGAUCGUGUUUCGGUUUUCGAGGCAGUCAGGCAACGAUUACACUACAUCUAGCCAAAACUAUCUAUGUGGAGCAAAUAAGUUUGACCCAUGUUCCCAAAGAGAUGACUCCGAACAAGUGUGUUAAUAAUGCACCAAAAGAUUUUGAAGUUUAUGGUGUGACUUCGAAUAAGAAAAAAGAGCUAUUGGGCAAUUGGAGAUUCAAAAAUGAACCAAAUGAGCGCACAGAGAAUUAUAUUGUCAAUAAUAAUUGUCCGUUUCGUAUAUUGCUUUUCAAAUUCAACUCAAAUCAUGGCGCCAAUUCUACUUGCAUAUAUCGCGUGGAAGUAUUUGGCCAAGCAAUAGGCGUGAUUUAAAAUGUCUUUGAAAUAGUUUUAAAAAAAUGUUUGUUAAAUUGUUUUGAAGUUAUUUAAACUGUUAAUUCUUUUAUCAUGUUUCUCUUAACAGUUAAUUAAAAACUACAUAUAUCGUGUAGGCUUAAAGUUAGACAUGAGCGAUAACGAUUAUCGUUUUGGUUUUGGCAAAGAUAAAAUUGAAAUAAAUAAGUUGAAACACGAUGGGUUGUGGCGAUUGAAUCUAAAUAACAAUAAUAAUCUUGUGGCAUGUAACUUAA